ACACUUUUUGGACAAUACCAUCACAAUAAACAAUGUCUGCUCAAAUCUUUGCCCAAGAGGCAACUCAAGAGAGAGCUGAAAAUGCUAGAUUGUCAUCUUUUGUCGGUGCACUAGCUUUGGGAGAUUUGGUAAAGUCUACUUUGGGACCAAAAGGAAUGAACAAGAUCUUGCAAUCUGUUGGUACUGGAGAAAUCACAGUCACAAACGAUGGAGCAACAAUCCUGAAAAGUAUCCCACUCGAUAAUCCCGCCGCGAAGAUUCUAGUCAAUAUCUCCAAAGUACAAGAUGACGAAGUAGGAGACGGAACAACGAGUGUAUGCGUUCUUGCAGCAGAAUUGCUACGUGAAGCGGAAAAAUUGGUGGAAAUGCGUAUCCAUCCUCAAACAAUCGUUGAAGGUUACAGAAUUGCUAGCACUGCAGCUUUGAGGGCACUCGAUUCCAGUGCAACCGACAACAGCUCAAAUCCAGCUGCAUUCCGUAAGGAUUUGUUCAACAUUGCAAGAACCACACUAUCAUCCAAAGUCCUGUCAGCCGAUAAAGACUACUUUGCCAAUCUGGCCGUCGACGCUGUUCUCCGUCUAAAGGGAUCAACCAAUCUUGACAAUAUUCAAAUCAUCAAGAAAGUUGGAGGGAAAUUGACAGAUUCAUAUCUCGAUGACGGUUUCAUUCUGGAUAAACGUAUUGGCACAAACUCACCAAAGCGUUUGGAGAACGCAAAGAUCUUGAUUGCAAACACUUCUAUGGACACAGAUAAGAUCAAGGUGUUUGGUGCUAGAGUCCGUGUUCAGGGAACAGGACAAUUGGCCGAGUUGGAACGUGCUGAAAGGGAAAAGAUGAAGGCUAAAGUCGAAAAAAUCAAAGCACACGGCAUUAACUGCUUCAUCAACAGACAGCUUAUCUACAAUUACCCAGAAUCGCUAUUAUCAGAAGCCGGUAUCGUAAACAUUGAACAUGCCGAUUUCGAAGGUGUGGAACGUCUAGCAUUGGUCACAGGAGGAGAGAUUGCCAGUACAUUCGACAAACCAGAAUUGGUCAAGUUAGGACAUUGCGAUCUUAUCGAAGAAGUGAUGAUCGGAGAAGACCGUCUUAUCCGAUUCUCUGGUGUAUCUGCCGGUGAAGCAUGCACUGUUGUUUUGCGUGGUGCCACAUCACAAAUGGUGGAUGAAGCUGAACGAUCAUUGCAUGAUGCUCUCAGUGUUUUGAGUCAAACCGUCAAAGAGACACGAGUUGUCUUGGGAGGAGGAUGUGCAGAGAUGAGUAUGAGCAAAGAGGUUGACGAAGAAGCAAGAAAGACGAGUGGUAAACGCGCACUUGCAACAGAAGCCUUUGCAAGAGCAUUGAGACAAUUGCCUACAAUCUUGGCCAACAAUGCCGGUUUAGAUUCUUCUGAACUAGUAUCCCAACUACGUGCUGCCCAUCAAAGAGGUGAUAAGGAUGCCGGAUUAGAUCUUUUCCAAGGCAAGGUUACCUCAAUGCGAGAGAUGGGAGUAACGGAAAGUUACAAAUUGAAGAGACAAGUGGUUUUAUCUGCCAGCGAAGCCAGUGAAUUAAUCUUACGUGUGGAUGAUGUUCUCAAAUCAGCACCAAGAAGGCGGGAAGCUCAUUGAUAGAAUGUCGAUAUUACUACACUGCAUAGGUAACCUUUGUGCCCCCAUUUUCUUGUUGUAAUCAUUGUACAAAUUGAAUACAGACAUAUAUAUAUAUAGAGAGUAAGUCAAACC
This is a messenger RNA of Meira miltonrushii, 1721 nucleotides long. RefSeq lists its product as uncharacterized. Bases 33 to 1607 code for a protein of 524 amino acids. The transcript has a single exon. Gene Ontology annotation, biological process: protein folding. Gene Ontology annotation, cellular component: cytosol; chaperonin-containing T-complex. Lineage: Eukaryota; Fungi; Basidiomycota; Exobasidiomycetes; Exobasidiales; Brachybasidiaceae. The record is from RefSeq and is a predicted model, not a curated record. Gene Ontology annotation, molecular function: ATP-dependent protein folding chaperone; ATP binding; ATP hydrolysis activity.